Messenger RNA from Melozone crissalis (California towhee), 2099 nucleotides. RefSeq names its product Tax1 binding protein 3 (gene TAX1BP3). Gene Ontology annotation, biological process: neurotransmitter receptor transport, endosome to postsynaptic membrane; neurotransmitter receptor transport postsynaptic membrane to endosome. The coding region runs from base 24 to 398 and encodes 124 amino acids. The transcript is spliced from 4 exons. Lineage: Eukaryota; Metazoa; Chordata; Aves; Passeriformes; Passerellidae. The record is from RefSeq and is a predicted model, not a curated record. Gene Ontology annotation, cellular component: postsynaptic membrane; postsynaptic density; adherens junction. Gene Ontology annotation, molecular function: protein binding.
ACGGCGGCGGCGACGGGGCGGACAUGGCGUUCGUACCGGGACAGCCGGUCACCGCCGUGGUGCAAAGAAUUGAAAUACAUAAGCUUCGUGACGGUGACAAUUUGAUUCUGGGAUUCAGCAUUGGGGGUGGCAUUGAUCAGGACCCUACUCAGAAUCCUUUCUCUGAAGACAAGACUGACAAGGGUAUUUAUGUAACAAGAGUGACAGCAGGAGGCCCAGCAGAAGUUGCAGGACUCCAGGUUGGAGAUAAGAUCAUGCAGGUGAAUGGCUGGGAUAUGACAAUGGUGACCCAUGACCAGGCCAGGAAGAGGCUGACCAAAAGGAAUGAGGAGGUGGUCAGGCUGCUGGUGACCAGGCAGUCCCUGCAGAAGGCUGUGCAGCAAUCCAUGAUGUCCUAAUCCAUCAUCCAGCUGGGGAGGGGGUGGGAGGGAGAUCUAUAGACUGGUAUCAAAGAAAGAAGCAACUAUUAGACUGGAACAGGUUGUGUGGAAGGAGUGCAUGUUCCUACCUGUGGUAAACACUACUUUUUUUUAUUUUAACUUCUUCUGGUGUAACUGGCAGUAGUAAAAUAAUACUCCCCUCAGCAGAGUGCUUCUCUAAAGUCUGCCCUGCAGGUACAUGGCAAGACUUCUGUGGUCAUGGCUUCCAGGACAGGACAGACCCAGGUUAUCUAAGAGCAACUGGAAAAGCCUUAACUUGGACAGGAUUCUUCUGUAGCACAAAAGCCUCCUCUUUUAGGAGGAAAUGUGGUUUCUGCUAUGGGAGACCCAAGGGUUUGCUGUGCCUAAGCUUUUAGAAGGGAGCUGUCCUGUCCCUCACAGUGCUACCAAAUUGAAAUGCCAGAGUUGAGAGCUGCACAGUGCUGUGGGGAGGAGCACUGUACUAAUCAAUCACUGUGUGCAAGAUAGAGAGUGGCUGAAGGGUUUGGGGCAUUGCAGUGUCCUGCAAAGAUUCCCUGGAUAAAGCAUCCACUUCAGGCAAGGAACAACUGAGGAACACACAAGUGUUAGCUCAAUGCCUGUGAAAUACACUACAACUUCAUGGACACUACAGUUCAACCGCACUGCCAGGGUAAAAUCUGAAUUCUUGUUCCCAAUUUGUACCAUCAGAUGAAUUGAGUUUAAUUUAAGGCAAUAUGGAGCAGGAAACAAAGCAAUGUUCCUGAACUUACCAGAAAUGCUGCUUGUAACUGUAGUGUUUUCAGUCCUUCAUUCCACUUCUAUCAGACUUGAAAUGGAAGGGAUUUUGGUUUGUCUUUUAGAAGACUUUGCUUAAAUCAGUGAUUUGCUUAAAUCAGUGAUGGAAGAGAUGAAUAUGCCGUAAUUUUGCAGAAGUGCCUCUUGACCAAAUUUAAACUUCUAGUGGGACACUAAAGUGGUUUAAAUCAACAUGCCACAGGGCUGAAGAUCCUUGCUGCAACACUAAGUCCAUGAUCUAGCAUCCUGUGGUUUGUUAGCCAGUCAGCUUUACAGUUACCCAAAACCUGGAGUUUUUAAUCCUCUUCAGUUGAUCUAGACAUAUCUAUAGUUUCCUUAAGCAGUCUUGGGGUAAGCUGUUGUAAAUAGAGCACGAGGAAGUGGCAGACUAAUUUAUUCAGUACCUGACUGCUGUGCCAUGGACCUUGUGAUUGAUGCAUCUCAGACUGUUCUGUGCACACCAGCAGAUGCCUACUUACCAAUUUUGUAUCUCUGGAAUUACUACAAUCCUGCUUUGGAAUUUUGUUACUUAAGAAUUCAGUAGUAAAUUAUAAAUCUUUCAAGUUGGAGUUAUUUUUGUUACUAUAAAGAUACACUGCUAUUUGUACUGCUUUUUUUCACUUGAUUUUACACAAUAAAACAAAGUUGGUUUUCCUGAGCUGUUUCUCCUUGCAUUUAAUAGUGCCACAUCACUUGGGUGCCUCUAGCUGUGACCAUUUUUGGCUCAAGGGUGGAUUUUGGAAUUACUGAGGUCAGUAAGGUCUGGUUUCACUGGUGGGGAACUGUCAAACCUCACCUGGGAUCUAGAAAGACACAUUAGGUUCUAAGCAUUCAAGUAUAAAUGCACAGAUUCCCUUCUAAUUACUUGUCUUAGCAUCUUUGAAAGAGCUUUCAGUGAAAGAA